Molecule: messenger RNA, 1038 nt
Organism: Ectocarpus sp. CCAP 1310/34
Lineage: Eukaryota; Phaeophyceae; Ectocarpales; Ectocarpaceae
Source: the annotation of a GenBank genome assembly
AUGUUCCACCUUGAUAGCCCAGCACUCAAGGGCGACAACGGAGGCCCCGAUGCCAAGUCUAUCCUCCGGCAGCAGAACCACGAGCUUGCGGUGGACAUGCGCCGAAGAAAGCGACAGGAGGCCGAGCUGGAGAAGAAGCUUGCCCAGGCUUGGGCUCGGCAGGGGCACUUCGAUGCGACGCUGUCGGCCGUAAAUCGCGCAUGGCGUCAGGUGCUGUCGGACCUCAGCACGGCAGCCGGUGAACUGGGGCUAGGCCCUCGACCUCUGAACGUGAGCGUAGCUCCCGGUGGUGAUGACAAGGACGAUGAUGACGACGAUGACGAAAACAAGGAGGAAGGGGAAGUGAUCAUGGUCAGCGUGAAGGACGGACUCUCAGGCGAGACUUUUCUUCUUUUUUUUUCGCAGAGCGACACGCCACAUUCACACUACAUCAUGGAUGCCAAUACGUCAGAUGCGCUCAGGCCGUCGAGUCACAGAGUACUGCUGCCGACGCAGUGGACUCCGGUGCCAGUGGAGGGGCGAGAACCGGCUUCCGAGCUGUCCAUCAUGCAGAAGCUGAUCAUGCCUGCUGCGGAGAUCCUCGCCAUGGAUGCCACGGAGUUUUCCUGCGGAGAUCGCUUGCUCAAGGGGAUGGGGAAGAAGCCCGAAAAGAGCGAGGAGGCGGCCAGUGCCCGAGAACGUCUCGCAGGCAUGGCCGGCACCAGCAACGCCUUCUACGACCUCGACACCGACGGUUACGGCCUCAAGAGCCGGGAGAGCGUCAAGGCGGAGGCAGCGGCCGACAUAGCGGAGCUGGACAAGGCCCUCAAGGAGAAGGCGAGGUUCACCGGCGAGCUGGCGGGGAGGCUGUUUCAGGCACUGCAGGCUCACCUGAUGGCACUGCCGCCCGAGUCGCGGAGGGACACUCUUGACAAGGCGCAGCUGGAGAUGGUGGGCAAGAAGAAGAGACUGGAGGCGGAGAGGGAUUUCCUCAGCGAUGAGCUGACGCAGGUGGGUGGUGGUCUCGGGGCGUGGCAGAAGAAGUUUGGCUGUCGCUGA